AUGGAAAGAAGCCAACAAGCGGUGGAUCUCUCCAACCACCCUUCCGGCAUCGUUCCCACCCUACAAAACAUCGUCUCCACGGUAAACUUGGGCUGCGAGUUAAACCUCGAGCAAAUCGCUCUGCGAGCCCACGAUGCAGAAUACAACCCUAAGCGUUUCGCCGCUGCUGUGAUCAUGAGGACCAGGGACCCCAAAACGACGGCGCUCAUCUUCGCCUCGGGGAAGAUGGUAUGCAAGGGUGCCAACAGUGAGCUGCAGUUGAAGCUGGCUGCCAGGAAGUAUGCUCGAGCAGUUCAGAAGCUCGGUUUCCCGGCCAAGUUCGAGGACUUCAAGAUCGAGAACAUGGUAGCCUCUUGUGAUGUGAAGUUCCCCAUCAGGCUCGAAGGUAUUGCUGCAUCCUCCCAUGGCGCUUGCUCGAGUUACGAGCCCGAGCUUUUCCCGGGGCUGGUAUACAGAAUGAAACAGCCCAAGGUCGUGCUCAGCAUUUUUGCGUCGGGGAAGGUCGUGAUCACGGGAGCUAAGGCUAGAGAGGAAACGUAUGCAGCGUUUGAGAACAUAUACCCUGUGCUUGCUGAGUUCAGGAUAUAG
This is a messenger RNA of Linum tenue, 588 nucleotides long. NCBI's taxonomy places the organism in Eukaryota, Viridiplantae, Streptophyta, Magnoliopsida, Malpighiales, Linaceae. The record is from the annotation of a GenBank genome assembly.